This is a messenger RNA of Rodentolepis nana, 195 nucleotides long. NCBI's taxonomy places the organism in Eukaryota, Metazoa, Platyhelminthes, Cestoda, Cyclophyllidea, Hymenolepididae. The record is from the annotation of a GenBank genome assembly.
CCCUUCAAAAUCCCGCUGUCCAUGUUGCAGUCACGCUUCCGAAUCGGCCUUAUCAAUACAGAAGUCAAAUCACCAAUGGAACAGGCUUUUUUUGGGCCAGAUAUCACAGGUCCGGUGUGCACAUGCUGGGUCUUGCUAAUUAAAGGUCUUCCCCAAUUUGGGUUUGGGACUCCAAGCGGAGCGAAAUCAAAUUAG